GUGUGGUAAAACGUAGCACUGCUAUCGAACGACGCGCUUCUGGUGGCAAAAUAACCUUGCGACUUUUGCCGGGCCAAAUUUUGUAUACAGAGUGUGGCGGACGGGCCACAUAAGACUCUGCGCACUCUGCUGGUUCAUCUCAACAGGCUCGGGUAGUGACGACUAAUUUGCGGUCCGCUUCGCCCAAUCCUACCCAGUCACGGACGCCGGCGAACUAUCACAUAUUAUAAUAUAACUAACCCACGAUCACGUCAAUUUUAACGUCCUCAUGGACGCCGACUUAUCCUAUCUACUGACCGCCCCCGCCAAAGGAAUUUGUUCUCCUUAUCUCUUAUCUUCAUGGAUAUCACACAAUCUUUAUCAAUGCUUAUAUUUUUGUUGUACUUUUUACUGAUAAGCCAUGUGGACAAAACAAAAAAAUCAAAUCUAAAAUGUUAUUAUCAAAUACCAAUUACUAAACAAAUUACAAGUAAAACAUAAUAUUUCUACUUAUAUGUGAUCAUUAUUUUAAACUGACAAUAAUAAAUCAAUACAACAAACUCAUAAUGUCAUCAAGUAGUAGACCGGAUGAUCAUCGGCGAAAAUGGGACCGAGACGAAUACGAAAAAUUGGCCAGAAAAAGACUGAUGGACGAUCUCGACGACGAUCAUUCCAAGGACCUAUCACCAAUAAAAAGAGAAAUGCUCAAGCAACGAGAUUACCGCGUAGACUUAGACUCAAAACUUGGAAAAAGUGUUGUAAUUACUAAAGCCACUCCUUCUUCACAAAGUGGAGGAUAUUACUGUAAUGUUUGCGAUUGUGUGGUUAAAGAUUCCAUUAAUUUUUUGGAUCAUAUAAAUGGAAAAAAACAUCAAAGAAAUUUAGGAAUGUCCAUGAAAAUUGAAAGAUCAUCAUUGGAUCAAGUGAAAAAACGAUUUGAAACAAAUAAAAAAAAAAUGGAAGAAAAGAAAAAAGAUUAUGAUUUAGAACAGCGUUUACGAGAAUUGAAAGAAGAAGAAGAGAAGUUAAAAGAAUAUAGAAAAGAAAAAAAGAAAGAAAAAAAACGAAAACAUGACGAAUUAGAUGAUGAACCACAAAACGAUGAUAUGGCAGCAUUAAUGGGAUUUUCAGGAUUUGGGACAUCAAAAAAAUAACGAUAGGAUAAAUAAUUAGGUGUAAGUGAUAAAUAGUAAAUAAAAAAGUCAAUAAUACUAAAUAAUAACAUUUAAAAUUGUAAUGAAACUGCUUUCUAGAAAUUCAUAUAUAUUCAAACCAAACAGAAAAUCCAUUCAGAUCUGUAAAAAAAAACUAAUUUUAAUAUUAUAAAUAUUUAUUUUUUUUUGUAAUAUUUUAAAUGUACACAGAAAUAUUCAUAUCAAACCAUUUUACAUGAAAUAGAAUAUAGAUGACAGAACAUAAUUAAUAUCAUAUGUACCAAAUAUUUUAUACAUUUUGAUAUUUCUUGAUUUGUAUACUUUUAAAAAAAUACAUACAAUUUUUUCAGUUCUCUUUAUAAUAAGUAAAACCAUACUCAAAAUAAUGUACAUUAAUACAUUGCAAUAUUAUUUAUAUAUAUAUUACAUUUUUUUU
Messenger RNA from Metopolophium dirhodum (rose-grain aphid), 1569 nucleotides. Its product is annotated as zinc finger matrin-type protein 2. The transcript is spliced from 5 exons. The record is from RefSeq and is a predicted model, not a curated record. Gene Ontology annotation, molecular function: nucleic acid binding; zinc ion binding. Gene Ontology annotation, biological process: mRNA splicing, via spliceosome. Lineage: Eukaryota; Metazoa; Arthropoda; Insecta; Hemiptera; Aphididae. Gene Ontology annotation, cellular component: U4/U6 x U5 tri-snRNP complex; spliceosomal complex. Bases 546 to 1133 code for a protein of 195 amino acids.